Molecule: messenger RNA, 2957 nt
Organism: Penaeus vannamei (Pacific white shrimp)
Lineage: Eukaryota; Metazoa; Arthropoda; Malacostraca; Decapoda; Penaeidae
Source: RefSeq, a predicted model, not a curated record
AGGCCUGGUGGCCAGCCUGUCGGCUUUCAUCCUCCUGGGCGUGACAGUGACGCCCGACGGCCCCUUCAAGCGGCCACAUCCAGCCAUCUGGAGGCUCACCUUCAUCAUCUCCAUCGUGUACGAGCUCGGCCUUAUCUUCUUACUCUAUCAGAGUGCUUCUGGUGCUAGACAACUACUGAAGUUCAUAGACCCCAAGUUAGGGGAGCCGCUUGAGGAGAAGGACUAUGGUGGGAACUGCCUCCUAUAUGACCCAGAGCACACAGAUGAUCCGUACCACAACAUAAAGGACAAACUAGACUUGUUUGUGCCGCUGCACUUCUUCGGCUGGUGGCUGAAGACCCUCCUGUUGCGGGACUGGUGGCUCUGCUGGGUCAUCUCAGUCAUGUUUGAGAUCCUGGAGUAUACCCUAGAGCACCAGCUACCCAACUUUUCCGAGUGCUGGUGGGACCAUUGGAUAAUGGAUGCCCUAUUGUGUAAUGGUCUGGGAAUCUACUGUGGGCUUCAGUCUCUUAAGUAUUUCUCCAUCAAGACUUAUCAUUGGCGAGGCCUCUGGAACAUCCCCACUUACAGAGGCAAAUUGCGGCGCAUCAUAGCCCAGUUCGGUCCAUACGUUUGGGUAGAUUUCGACUGGAAGCCUCUGUCAUCUCUUGGUCGGUGGUUCUCCAUGCUUGGAAUUAUAGCUGUGUUCCUUCUAGCAGAACUAAACACAUUCUACCUAAAAUUCGUUUUGUGGGUGGAGCCAAGUCACUGGGUCAACCUUGUCCGUCUCCUGUUCAUUUUGCCUUGGGGUGCUGUUGCUCUCAGAGAGGUGUUCCAGUUUCUUGAUGAUCCAGAUGUUUUGAAGUUUGGUAGGCAAUCGUGGCUCUUUUUAGCCAUUGUAUGCACAGAAUUGUUAAUAUGUAUCAAAUUUGGCUGGGAGACAGUCACCAUUCCCUUUCCCAGCCAUGUGGUGACUCUAUGGAUUGCAAUAUUCAUGAUGUUGAUAUUAUGGACAGUGUGGAACUUUUUCAUUGAUCCUCAUACCUUUAAGGUAGAUUCAAAAGACGUUGAGAGGCGUCGGGAACACUGGAGCCAAGUGAGAGCCAUUGAGACCAAGCUCAGCCCAUCAGAAACAAGAUUUAUACCGCAGUUCUUUCUUGAUAAACUGACACAGAUGAGAACCAAGGAAGACUGAGAGUUUUGAUCACAGCCAAUCUGUUAUGCUGCAGCUACUCAAGGGUCUCAAGUUUAAAGUGAUAAAACUAAGGUGGGGUGUCCAGUAUCAUGGGUAUGGUGUGCUUAUUAUGGUGCAUGUGAUUAAACUGAUUGUAUUUACUUAUGAGUUGCAGGAAGGUAAUACAACAUGAUAUUGGAUAUUUGAUACUGUACAAAAUGCCUAGAACGAGGACACUGUCAUCAGUAUCUUGAAGGUCAGCAAAUUUAGUGAGCAUGCUAUUGUGUCUCCUGUGUUAAUAUGUUUUUUUGAAUGUAUCAGGUUCAAUAUGUGAUAAAAACACUAAUGCUAUGGUGGGUCAGGUAGUUUACUACAAUUUUACUUUUUUGUCUUUGGUAAGAUUUUUAAAGGUGCUUUUUGAUCAUAGAAGCUUAUAUUGUUCAAUUUCAAAGUUAUGAAUUGUACUAAAAAUAUGGUUCAAAUACACAGAUAUAUCAUUGUUGAUGUGAAGUAUUAACUUAUAAUCUACUUACUAUGACACUUCAAAGGCUUGUGACUGAAGACCCCAAAAUAAGGUAACUUAGACAUAUCUUUUCAAUAUGAUACCAUAUCUAAAAUAGUUGAAAUAUUGUGAAGUCAUUGUGACCCAUAAUGGCAAUUCUUACCAUGUUAGACAAGCAAAUAUACAGCAGGUGUAAUCAUCUAUGGCAGGAUACAAAUACAUCAUUCCACAUACAAAGCCAGAAGCAUCUUAUCUUGACAGAAAUUUCCAAACACUCUUGAAAAGGGAGAUGUUACUAUUAUUGUUAUUUUUGAGACUGUUAAAGAAGAAAUUUAUCUAUUGCUUUUAUUCUUUCGCUAAUGUGUUAUUAUUUAAAUUUUAACUGUUUAUUUUUUAUUUUUAUUUAACAGAUGAUUAUCAUGUAAAUGGGAACUUAUUUAAGGCAGCUGCUUUUAGUUAAAAGCAUAAGAAAGCUAUGGUAAUAGAAAGGUGUAUGAAUUACUUAAAUCUUUCUAGUAGUCUGUAGUAAAAACUAACACUUAAGGCUUGUAAAAUCAUUACUUUCAUUUAGAUUGAGAUAGAAUGUGAGCUUAUCAAGGAAUUCCUAAUGAUAUUGUUUUUGAAUUUUUGUUCUAUAAAAGAAAUGUACUGCGCCUUUAGAAUUUAUGCCAUUUAUUUUAUGCUUUUUAUUCAAGAAUCAUUAGGAUAAAGGGUGCUUGACAAUUGACAGAAUAUGACUCAUUGCAAGUUCAUUUUUGCUGUGUGUAAGAAAUCACCAGCAGUUGGCUGGAGACACUUUUAGCACUUCUAAUUUUGUAGCACUAAAGCCCUAGGUACCAUGUUUGGAUGAGGUGUUGAUUUGACAGAAGAUCUUCAGUCAAAUUGAUUAUAACGAGAAUCUGGUUUUAACAUUUGUCAUAUGCACCGUUAAGAGGCACAAGCUGACUAGUCAAAUUAAAUGUACUAAGGGACUCAUACUGCAAAGAUAUUUGCUGUAUUUGCUUUAGAUAGACACAAAUGGUUAAGUUGUGUCAUUUUUAACUGCUGUGGCCUUAGGAUUUGGAUAAGAGAGUAUAUACAGUGCUUUGUUUUGUAGACAAUAUUCCUCUACUAACCAAGUGCAAUUGACAUGGAUGAACAAGUGAAUGGUAUUGAUAAACUGGAUAUCCUGGCAAUACUAUUUUAGUUAUUUUUACUAUAUACAUUUUUUUAUACUCUUCACUUGUAUAAUGUAAAAUUGGGAAAAAAACAAUUGAAAAUAUUUCAUAGUAUAUUUAAUUCAUACACUUAAUUGUUUUUUUA